GCUCUGUCUACCAAUUUUUUCGCUCGUCAAUGUGUUUCUAGCACUCAAAAAGCGUACGACUAGGUCAUUUGGCCCGACAUUCGCGCUUCUUUUCCUCACCACCAAGAACAACGACAUUCCAUCCUCAUAAACCCCCAAUCCAUAUCAACCCUUCCCGAUGUUUCUUCUCCUCACUCUCCCCAUCCUAGCCCUGGCCCAAAUCAAGAACCUCGUCAACCUUCGGGGACAACUAGACCGAUGUUGUUUCCGUCAGCAACGGCAGAUCCCGUGGCUUGUUUGCACCGCGCAGUACGCUAACCUUACUCUAUUCCCUUUCGCGCGUUUCAGUGCUACGUGUUCAAAUAGGAUAAUUUACUGGCCCUUCCCCUCCGUGUUCGAAAGCCAGCGGCCGCUGUAUUUAGCUGAGAACGAUAAUGGUUCGAUUGUGUUGGACGCCAGAGAGACGCUGUACACACAAUGGAUCGGGACGAACGACCCAGGUAGGUACUCAAUCCUCACAGGGAGCAAUGACGCGUCCAUUGUGGAUGUUGUGAAGUGCAUGGUUGUUGAUUGGACGAAGGUCCUGUACAAAGAUGGAGCGAGGAAUUCCUUGGUUCAGAAUAUGAUCCCGUUAAACUCCACGAUCCUCUACGCCUAAUCGGUGUAUAGGAAUCUUUGACUCGCACGCUCUCUUCAGACAUGUACACUACCCACCUUAACGCACGGCGCCAUUGAUGGAGGGGAAUGAGAGCUCUACUGGUGUAUGCACAAUGGCUUAAGGGUCGGAUCUGGAUAGUUUUCUCUGAUACGACGAGCUGCAUCCGAGCGAACAGGCAGAUAGGAAUGUAGCGAGAAAAGUUGC
Guyanagaster necrorhizus is the source of this 841-nucleotide messenger RNA. RefSeq lists its product as uncharacterized. Bases 158 to 637 code for a protein of 159 amino acids. The transcript has 3 exons. The record is from RefSeq and is a predicted model, not a curated record. Lineage: Eukaryota; Fungi; Basidiomycota; Agaricomycetes; Agaricales; Physalacriaceae.